Molecule: messenger RNA, 1026 nt
Organism: Colletotrichum orchidophilum
Lineage: Eukaryota; Fungi; Ascomycota; Sordariomycetes; Glomerellales; Glomerellaceae
Exons: 5
Coding region: 1-1026 (341 amino acids)
Source: RefSeq, a predicted model, not a curated record
AUGUCUGACUUCCCGGACGCCCCGACCGCGGCUCCUUCUGCCAACGGUACUUCCUACAUCCAGGCCACCAAGGAGAACGCUGCCGCUGCCUACCAGCAGGUCGCUACCGGCCCGGUCGCCCAGAGUGUUAAGGACCAGUCCGCAAAGACCUCAAAUGAGUUUGGAAACCUCGCUGCCUCUCGCAAGACUCCCGCCAACCCCGCUGCUACCGGCCAACCCUUGACUCACUACCACUCCUUCUUCUUCGAGCUUAUCUCGUGGAACAACCCUCGUGCCUCGGCCAUUGCCUACUCCUCCAUCGUCGCCCUCAUCUUCGCUGCUCGCUAUCUCGAUGUCUUGCGAUACAGCUUGAAGCUCACCUGGAUGGUGCUUGGCACCACCGUCCUUGCCGAGGUCGCCGGCAAGCUCGUCCUAAACAACGGCCUUGCUACCCAGCUCCGCCCCAGACGCUACCACGUCAUUCCUAGAGAGACGCUCGAUGCCGCCAUAGGAGACGUUCACGAGCUGAUCAACUUCUUCGUGAUUGAGGCUCAGCGCAUUGUCUUUGCCGAGAACAUUGGUGCUUCUGCUGCUGCCUUCAUCGGCUCCUUCAUCGCCUAUUACCUCGUCAAGAUUGUUCCCUUCUGGGGCCUUUCUCUGAUUACCACCACCGCGAUCUUCAUGGUCCCUCUCAUCUACACCUCUAACCAGGAGCUCAUUGACGCCCAGCUCCACCGCGCCGGUGAGGUGAUCAACCAGCAGACCAACCAGUUCCGCACUGUCGCCAGCAAGCACACUGCCGAGGCCACCAACAUCACCAAGCAGUACAUGGGAGACUACACCGCUAAGGCCCAGCAGCUGCUUGGCCGUCGCUCUGCAUCCCCCGAGGCUGUUUCCAAGCCCGCUCCUGCUCCUUCCGCUGACACCGCCAUCCCCUCGGUGGAGGAGAAGGACUUCCCGUCCGCCCCCAAGGCUGACUUUGAGAGCACCACCACCGAGCCCGUCGUCCCGGCCGCCGACGAGAAGACCCCCAUGGUUGCCUCCUAA